Messenger RNA from Bactrocera oleae (olive fruit fly), 1362 nucleotides. RefSeq names its product coiled-coil domain-containing protein 25. NCBI's taxonomy places the organism in Eukaryota, Metazoa, Arthropoda, Insecta, Diptera, Tephritidae. The record is from RefSeq and is a predicted model, not a curated record.
AAACUGUCACGUAAAGCCAGGAAAGUUGUAUGUGAAUGUGCCUUAAAAGACGAUAUGCUUUUCUGAAUGUUUGAAUCAAUCUGUAUUUCUGAAUUUCAACUGUUUAGUAGGUUUGGGAUUGGAAAGUGCUAUACCACAAUAACUUUAAUUAUAACAAUGUGAAAUAUGAAUCAAAAGUUCCAUACUAUAAAUCAGUGAGGUUUAGUCUGCAACAAGAGUAAAUGAUAAAUAAAGAUGGUUUUCUACUUUAAAAGCAAUAUUGUGUCGCCCCCAGCUUUAAUUUACAUGGGAAAGGAUAAGUACGAAAAUGAAGAACUUAUACGCUGGGGAUGGCCAGAAGAUGUUUGGUUUCAUGUUCACAACUAUUCUUCUGCUCAUGUGUACUUAAGACUCCAAGAGGGCCAAACUAUAGAUGAUAUUCCGCAAUCUGUUCUCAAUGACGCAGCUCAAUUGGUAAAAUAUAACAGCAUUCAAGGAAAUAAGAUGAACAAUAUAGAUGUCGUUUAUACAUUAUGGUCGAACCUCAAGAAAACAGCUGAUAUGGAAGUUGGCCAAAUAGGAUUUUAUUGCGAAAAGAGCGUGAAAAAAAUCCGUGUUGAAAAAAGGGUAAAUGAAAUUGUUAACCGACUGAAUAAAACGAAAACUGAAGACCAGCUAGAUUUGCGUCGUCAAAGAGAAGAAAGAGACUCCGAGGAGAGAAGGGAGAAGAAGCAUAUUUUAAAAGCCCAGCGGGAAAAGGAGGAAGAAGAAAUAAUGCGCCAAAAGACGGAAGCAGAACAACGUAGUUAUGAUAAAUUGUUUAAGCCUGAGUGUAUGUCUAGUAAUUAUGAUGAUGGAAAUGACUCUGAUGAUUUUAUGUAACAAUAAACUAGUAACCCAAAAAUAAGAAUAUAUUUCAAUCCAACUAGAACUAAAUAAUAUACUAAUUAUAUAUUCAAUAACUUUUUUUUUACUUACUUGCGCACAAACCGAUCGAAUGAAUGGCAACCUUAACCCACGUCAAUAUGAAAAAAAUAUAUAUAAGCGAUCUGGCAGUACUAAAUUAUCGAUAAAAAAAUUGCUGUAAAUCUACACUUCUCACCACUAAUUUCUACUUCCGUUCUUUUCCUACUUGUAAGGCAAAGUGCACAGAAUGGCGGCGCAUAAAUCUUUCAGGAUUAAACAAAAGCUUGCUAAAAAGCUUAAGCAGAAUCGUUCGGUUCCUCAAUGGAUACGUUUACGUACGGGAAAUACUAUUAGAUACAAUGCGAAGAGACGCCACUGGAGGCGCACAAAAUUGAAGUUGUAAAUUUAUCUUUAUCAGUUGUUUGCGGUAAUACAGCGUACUAUAUAACUUCAAUAAAAGUUCAUUAAAAAAAACGA